Molecule: messenger RNA, 306 nt
Organism: Parnassius apollo (apollo)
Lineage: Eukaryota; Metazoa; Arthropoda; Insecta; Lepidoptera; Papilionidae
Source: the annotation of a GenBank genome assembly
AUGAUCAUAUCGCCUACAGAGCCUCGAGGAGUUGCGCACCACGAGCGAGCCGUGCACUCACCACCCGCACUGAGCCGCCACCGCCGGCCGCAGAUUGAUGCAGGUGAUUUCGACGUUUGGCGGCGACUUGUCAGGCUUGUACAGAACGAGUUCCGCGAUCGGAAAGUUGGGAGCGGACGUGACGAUCCAGCUCGCAGUUUCAGUAUGCGCGCGGGCGUAGAGACGAGCGCGAUGCGACUGAGGAGUGCGGCCAGUGGGCGCGCCGAGCCGCGGCUGCACCUCGGCACCCUGCGCCCCGCCCGGUAG